Molecule: messenger RNA, 2158 nt
Organism: Microbotryum saponariae
Lineage: Eukaryota; Fungi; Basidiomycota; Microbotryomycetes; Microbotryales; Microbotryaceae
Source: the annotation of a GenBank genome assembly
AUGGCCGACUUUGUCAAAUUGAGCAUUUUUGGUACGGUGUUCGAGGUGACGACGUAAGUUGACGGUGCGCCAGUGCUGUGAUUCACGCCGAGCAUUGUCAAUGUGCACGCGUGCGCUUGCUCAUCCUCGGUCCAGCCGCGCCUGGCGGCGGGCUGGGCCCUCCGAGGGUGAUCUGCACACUUCGGAUCCGAGUGCGGUGACGCAGGCGUUGAUGUAGAUCGGAGCAACAUACAUGUCCGGGGAGGGCUUCCGACUAUGGAUCGUGACUGACCCUUGCUUCGUUUCCAUCUGCGGCUGCUGAUUGCCGUACCAAUCGCCUUGCCCGACCAGUCGUUAUGUCGAUCUGCAGCCUGUUGGGAUGGGCGCCUUCGGUCUGGUGUGCUCUGCAAAGGAUGAGGUCAGUGCUAUGUCUGCAGCUUCACUGCAGUAAUUCCUGAUCGUAACUGAGGCGGCUGGAACGUUAUGACCUCGGUUUCCCUGGCUCGUCGAGUAACAGUUGACUGGAACUUCAGCCGCCAUCAAGAAGAUGUAAGCCUUUCGGAGCCAGCGAUCUUCGUCUUCUCUUGUCUGGACUCGCCGAACGUCGAUUGACCCGUCGGCAACAUCUUUUGCUCGUACAGCAUGAAGCCAUUCAGUGCGUAGGCGUUUUGCUCGGUUCCACACGCUACGAGAGAAGCUUACACCGCGAUCCUUCCGCAAACCCACUUUCUCCUUCCCUGCCACUCCCACAGGCACACCCGUACUUGCCAAGCGAACGUAUCGCGAGCUCAAGCUGCUGAAACACAUUCAGCACGAAAAUAUCAUCUCCUUGUCCGACAUCUUUAUCUCCCCCCUGGAGGACAUCUACUUCGUCACCGAACUGCUCGGAACGGAUCUGCACCGACUUCUGACCAGUCGCCCGCUGGAGAAGCAAUUCAUUCAGUACUUCUUGUACCAAAUCUUGGUACGUCCUCGUGCUUUCGUCCCCUUUCAUCUUAACCGCAGCGCAUACUGCUGCUGACUUCCUUUUCUCCUGCCAUCUGGUUUCCUACUUCGCGAUGCAGCGUGGACUCAAGUAUGUUCACUCUGCCGGAGUAGUCCAUCGUGAUCUUGUCAGUCUUUCUGUCCCACAGCAGUUUCUGGAGAUGGCCUAGUCAAGGAACUGUGCUCAACCUCUUUUGACUCUGGAUUACAUACACAGAAACCUUCCAACAUCCUCGUCAACGAGAACUGCGAUCUCAAAAUCUGCGACUUUGGACUGGCGCGACUGGCUGACCCCCAAAUGACGGGCUACGUCUCAACUCGAUACUAUCGAGCACCCGAGAUCAUGCUGACGUGGCAGAAAUACGACGUUGCUGGUGCGUUGAUACACACGAUGGAAUGCCAGUGACGACUGCUGACGCGCGUUGCUCUCUGUCUGCGACAGUGGACAUCUGGAGCGCUGGUUGCAUCUUUGCUGAGAUGCUCGAGGGACGACCUCUCUUCCCGGGCAAAGAUCGUAAGCUCGCAAGCCCUUUUGUAUCUGACGACGAUUGCGUGUUCCUGACUGCCAUCCUAUUCCUUCCGCCGUUGCCUGGCGGUGCGUAGAUGUGAAUCAGUUCUCAAUCAUCACCGAACUGCUCGGGACCCCGCCAGAGGACGUCAUUCAAACCAUCUGCAGCGAAAACGUGAGCGCCCAGGAUUUAUUCCGUGCACGGCGGCGCUAGAGCCUGCGCUGAGCACUACGCAACGCUUCUAACCCCUACAGACUUUGCGCUUUGUGCAAUCGCUGCCAAAACGAGAGAGAAUCCCUUUUGCACAAAAGUUCCGUGGGGCCGACCCGCUCGCCCUCGACUUGUUGGAGAAGAUGCUCGUAUUCGACCCGCGUACGCGCAUCGACGCUACACAGGCCCUUGCCCAUGAAUAUCUUGCUCCCUACCACGACCCUUCCGACGAACCUGUUGCGCCUGAAGCUUUCGACUGGAGUUUCAACGAUGCCGAUCUACCGGUCGACACAUGGAAGGUCGGUUCGCACUGCACACAUGUGGAGAACUGCACGAUCCUCGGCGCUCACUCGGCUUCUUUCUUUCCACAGAUCAUGAUGUACAGCGAAAUUCUCGACUUCCACAACAUCGAGAACGCCGACACUACGGAAGGGGCUGUUGCUGCGCCGACUGCGCCAGCCGCGCCUGCAGCAUAG